Messenger RNA from Anopheles bellator, 2697 nucleotides. Its product is annotated as ubiquitin-conjugating enzyme E2 W. The transcript is spliced from 7 exons. The record is from RefSeq and is a predicted model, not a curated record. Lineage: Eukaryota; Metazoa; Arthropoda; Insecta; Diptera; Culicidae. The coding region runs from base 575 to 1147 and encodes 190 amino acids.
AGUUAAACACGCUGCGCUGUUCGAAAACAAUAGUUCUGCAUUGAAACAAAUAAAACAACUCAAGUUCUGCUGUUCAUUAAACAUUCUUUGGCAGAUUUUGCAGCUCAAUUGUGCAACGGCUGUGUUGUGUGCAUUGUUUUGCAGGCGUCGCCUUGUUCCAGGUGCAACCGUGGUUGAAAUUGCAGGCUCAAUUCUAUGAGCAAAAGUGAGAGCUGCAGAAAGACGGCCGGAAUGAGUCCGUCGGAGACCAAUCUUUUGGUUAAACAAGUUUACCGGUCAAGUAGUGUUUUAGUGUGCUCUAGAGAAAAUUUAAAUUGCAGGAGUACGUUGAACUUGAACAACAUUAGAUCAAUGUGCCACAGGACAAUUCGAAAAGCGGACGCUCAGUGUAUUCGGGGCCAGCACAUGGCAAUCGGUGCUGUUCGUGCACGAUUAUGACCGUUAGCUCCAAAACCAUUCGUGAAUAAGAGCACGAUAGCAAACAGAAAUCGCCUGAAAUCGUCCCCUUACUCGUCAUUUGGCACCGUUCUCGGGCCUAGUUAUUCGUGAGUGACAAACAUCAAGUGACGCCAAAAUGUUUAAUCGACUGCGGGUGCACAAGGAGAAACCCUCCAAGUCGGAAUCGAUAUCCACCAGCAAUACCGCCGUCAUACAGGAAGCGACAAAGGAGAAUAAAAAUCUUGUGCUCGAUAACAGUCGCUGGGAGCGUCGCCUACAAAAAGAACUGAUGUCUUUAAUCAAGGAACCCCCGCCAGGCGUGUCCGUGGACGAGGAUAGUGUUAGUCAAAAUCUAACGCAGUGGAUCAUAAACAUCGACGGUGUGGAAGGGACCUUAUACGAAGGAGAACACUUUCAACUGUUGUUCAAAUUUAACAACAAGUAUCCGUUCGACUCGCCGGAGGUGACAUUCAUAGGCUCAAAUAUUCCCGUCCACCCGCACGUAUAUUCAAAUGGACAUAUUUGUCUAUCCAUCUUAACAGAUGAUUGGUCACCAGCGUUGUCAGUUCAAUCCGUUUGUCUUAGUAUAUCUUCAAUGUUGAGUAGCUGUCGAGAGAAGCGGCGACCGCCGGACAACGGUAUCUACGUAAAAACCUGCAAUAAAAAUCCCAAGAAAACCAAAUGGUGGUACCAUGACGAUUCCGUGUAGAGAGAGAGAGAGAGCAAAAUAGGAAGGCAUUUGCUACCGGGACGGUGAACAACGGUGCUUGGACGUUGUUGAUGCGAUUGCGACUGCUUCUCAUGUUAGCCACCAUAGAAAAGAAAUUAUGGCGCACCAUCGCGCAACCACCGAGCACACGGCUGUAAUCAGUAGUAGUUUUCGGAGCGGUUCAUCAGCAGUUACAAUCAACUACUGGCACAAAUUGAACACCACGCGUCGAUCGUCGGCGUGGUGCGCUUGACGAGCGAAAACGAAUCCUUGUACCAUACGAGCAAUAUUUAGCUGUGAAGAAACGUCAGCGUCAUUGUAUUGUUUUUUUCUUCACAAUAGAUGCGAAAUCAAACCGAUCCGUUACCGUGCCCUUUGCUUACUCUCAUAGGACAAGUUAACCGAGAAAAUAAGGUAACUGGCAACGAAAGUCAUCGUAAGCUGCAGCAGAGCAAAAAGAACAGGUUGUUAUUGAUCGUAACUCAGAUCCAGUAUAAAGAAAAGCCAGUGGGUAAGAAAAAGUAAAAUGCGGCCGUACUGAGGUAGUCAGUCAUAUUCUUGUAGUAUUGAUAGCAUAAAAUUCCUCGCUAAAUUUUGUGCUUAAUUUAUUUUAAUGUUUUCCGUACGUUCGGUAGACCGUCCAACAACAACUGCUCGAUGGACGCCAACAGUCAAUGAAUUAAUUUUUACUGUAAGCCUAGCGUUGUAAGAAAGACAUUAAAAUUGGCGUAGCAGCAGAAUAGACUGUUUUACUGUAACAACAACAAAAAACUUUCUUUUCAAUCGCUCACGAUUUGCGUUCGAACCGUACCAAAAAUAAAAAAAAUUAUGUAAAAAGGUACGAUUACUGCACCAGGUACCGACGGGGAUCGAGGGCCGCGAUUAGCGAGGAGAAAACCAGUUGAUAAGAUUAAGAAUGGAGAAUGUAAUGUGUUCAUGUAUGAUUUUGGUGAAAUGUUUGCCCUAAAACACUAGUGGACUCGUCUCUAACAGCCACAGACACCAUGUAAAGCGGUUACGUACAUCAGAUACCAAAAUUACUCUUCAACAUUCCCAGAAUAUUUUCCUUCUAUAGAUUCUACUUACAAAGGGAGGGGGGGGCUCGAUAAGGUGCAAAACUAGGAGCGUGAAACUUUUUCAGCCGGGCGGUAUAGGAACUAAGGACGUCGGAACAUCAAAACUAAACCCUUUCCCGGGGGGGGGGUAGUGCAUGAUGCUUGAAACAAACAAUUUAUGUUAAACGAAACGAGCAGUUGGUGAGUCAACUUUUCAGCGAACUGCUCCUGGCACUACUUAGUUAGUAUUCGAAGAAUAAAAUCUAUAGUCUGUAUUCGAAUAGUUUAAGUCGGGUUUGUUGAACUGCAAUCAAAAUAUACGGCAUGAUGAAUUUUGCAGUCGAAGGAAAAUUAAAACGAGAAACACGCGCCUAAGGCCACGCCGACUAUAGAAUGUUCCGCUCAACAUUUAUGCCCAGGUUUUGUAGUCAGCAAAAUGGUUACUUUCAAAACAAUUAGAAAGAUGUGUAAACAUUUUCCAGGCGUAAAUAUAAA